UUCAUGCAAAUCGAACCUGUGGAAAACUAACUCUUUGAGUUUCUAAACCGCUGGAGAUAACACACUGCAAACUGAUCAUUUGGAAAAACAAAAGAACAACAACGAACAACAAAGAACAACACAACUUCUGAAUCACUAACUAUUGUGGUGAAAGGAAGAGCUUGGGAAUGGCCUUUCGUCUGCCUGGUGGGACACCCGAGGAGCACCUCCCGGAUUCUCCGAGGGGACGCAUCCAUGGGUUGCACAUGCUUGCAAGACAAGGCCGUGCGGACAACUUCCCACGUCCAGCAGAGCCUGGCCUCCCUGAAGAGGAAGGUGAGUAUGACAUUGGUCACCGUUUUCCCCCUCUCAGAGAAGAUGAACAUCAAUUUGAGGAGUGGGAGGAUGAAGACCCAGAGGAUGAAGACGACUGGCCUGACUGGUCUGUAGAUCCUGGGUAUGGCUCCAUGACUGAAGAGGGCGAGAACGCAGAGGAAGAGGAGCAAGUGGAUGUUGAAAAUUGUAGUGAUAGUUAUGGUGAUGGUUAUAGUUUUGGUGACGUUGAUAGAGAUGGUGACGUUGAUAGUGAUGGUGGUAGUGGUAGUGGUAGAGGUAGUUAUGGUUAUAGCCUCGGCCCCUCCACAUUCAGGAGAUACUGGAUGGUUCCUCUUGAUAACAUGCGAGGAACUGAAGAUAGCGACUCUGAUUAG
This is a messenger RNA of Etheostoma spectabile (orangethroat darter), 689 nucleotides long. Its product is annotated as RNA polymerase-associated protein LEO1-like. Lineage: Eukaryota; Metazoa; Chordata; Actinopteri; Perciformes; Percidae. The transcript is spliced from 3 exons. The coding region runs from base 168 to 689 and encodes 173 amino acids. The record is from RefSeq and is a predicted model, not a curated record.